GGAACGGUAUGAUCGUGAAGUUGCCGCCACGUGGGAAUAUUGAUCACAACAUGGCUCACAGCGACUCUGAAGGCGAAACUAUCGAUGACCUUGAAUUCGACACAAGAACAACGGACGGCGAUGCUGAAGAAGAGAAUGAUAUCGACGAGGAUCUUCUUGGUGCGUUGGACAACGGCGUAGAUGAAGCAACAGAAGCAGACGAGGACUCCCCUUCGGACGACUCAGAAGAUGACGAAGACGACGAAGACGAGUCAGAGCCUCCUGUUGGAGUCCAUCUAGAUGGAACCUCUUCGCCGUCUGUUGCCGUCGUCCGACCAGAUGUACGCCAGACUUCCAAGUUCCGUGUCUAUCGUAUCGCAUGCUUAUGCUUGUGACAAAUCACCAGUAAUACCUCAAGUUCACCAGCGUUCACCAUCCCCUGCAAGUGUUCGAAAGAAGUUCCUAGCGUUUCCCCGAUUUCACAGCGAACUACCACCGCGAACUUUCACGGUGGAAGCAAUAGGUGCCAUACCCCACCCGGUGCCUACACAUGCACUUGCUUCGUCCUUCUGCAUGACACACCUCCUUACUGGUUCGGAUGACGGAUUUAUUCGUGACUACGAUGUAUUCGCAACCGUAAAUGGAAAGACCACACUAACAGCACCGCAAAGACACCACUGCAACGUCGUCGAGGGAAACAUGAAAGCCGGUCAGAUACGAUCUUGGUGGGAAAACCCAGAUUUUGUUCCUCAAUCGGGAUACCCCCCAAUGGGUCAUUCUUCUCCAUGUCCCGUUUAUAGUUUAGCAAUGCAUUCCGAUGCAAUUUGGGCUCUAGGAGGAGCUAACCGUGGCCACAUCAAUCUCUUUACAGUACGACAUGAUCCGGGCCGUUUAGUUCAUGUCCUGGCGAACGGACACCGAGGACCUAUAUCAGCUCUUUCAAUUGAUUAUGACGAGAAAGGCUUUUUCAGCGCAGGAUGGGAUGGUGAAGCCAAUCAAUGGGAUUUGAAUACUGGGCAAGGAAUCCGAAAGUUUAUUGCCCACGGCGCGCAGCUUGUUGCUAUUGCUGUUCGACCGCUCGCUUCCCCAUACUAUUCCGACCCUGUAUCCUCCGCGGGAAGCUAUGGUUCCUACUCAGUAUCACAACCUAUUAGGGAGAACGAUAUUUCCAGGGCCGCCAACGCGGAGCCACCGGUCCCUAUCACUGACACUCAACUCAAGCAAUCACCCAGCGUUUCUAUCGAUCCUCUUUCAAGCCACAAAAUGCAAGACGCGGAUGCUAAAUCUGAUGCUUCUUAUGAUCCCCUGUUUGAUGGUGAACCAGAUGCUGAUGGUGAAUUUGACGACGAGAACCCACCUUCUGACGAAUUCGGGGUGUUACGUUCUCAGGUUCCACAAAGGGAUGGCUCGAUUGCGGGCAAUAAGUCGAACCUGGCCGUCCCUGAGGUGGCACCUAACUCUGGCCAACAGCAGGCAUCACGAUCACCUCAAAGCUCUGUUGCGCCUCCGAAAAAUGCUCCACCCUUGCUAAAUGCUUCCAAUAGUGCAACUUUUUCUCCAGAUAUUCUAAUGAUUGCGGCAAUCGACGGGCAGAUCAUGAUUUGGGACAAACGAGUCAAUUCACCAGGAACAGGUGUGGGGAGACUGUGGAUGAGUGAAAAGACUCCACCCUGGUGUGUUUCUGCUUGUUGGUCCACGGACGGGUCGCAUAUUUAUGCUGGACGCCGAAAUGGAACAGUUGAUGUUUGGGAUGUCCGACUGCUCGGUUGCUCUGGGCCGAAUUGCACACCAAGACUACUAAAGAGUCUUCGUAAUCCUCCGAGUUCGGGUGUUGUUUCUUGUGUGGUUCCCUUCCCUGAUGGCCGCCACAUCGCAUGUGCAUCGAUAGACAAUAUCCGUUUGUGGAAUGCCGUAGAGGCAGGUGAAGUGGACGGAAGUAUGAAAUCAAGGGGUGGAGUCCAAUUCAAGAUAAUUCCAGGUCAUCACGGGGGCUAUGUUUCUCAGAUGCUUGUAGAUCCGGGUGGUCGUUUCCUUGUGAGUGCUAGCAGUAACCGUGGGUGGCAUGGGGAUUCCACGCGUACCGUAUUUGUGCAUGACAUCAAGCCAAUACGAUAAAGUUCAUGAGUUUGGCAUCACAUUCACAUCUCCAGAUUUACGACAGCUCGGCUCAAUGAAGAAACCUGAGCUGGUCCUGCCAAAUAGGAUUAGGAUUGCGCUAUUUCAAAUCCUCAUUCAAGUUCCGCGGUAU
Suillus bovinus is the source of this 2227-nucleotide messenger RNA. Its product is annotated as WD40 repeat-like protein. Lineage: Eukaryota; Fungi; Basidiomycota; Agaricomycetes; Boletales; Suillaceae. The transcript is spliced from 8 exons. The coding region runs from base 280 to 2094 and encodes 604 amino acids. The record is from RefSeq and is a predicted model, not a curated record. Gene Ontology annotation, molecular function: protein binding.